AGCCACGCCCCUCACUGCCUCGCCCCGCCCCGCGGCGACGUCACCUCCGGCCGACCAGCUUCCCCAACUCCCUCUGGCUCCCGCCUUCGCACGCUUCCGGUCGUCGUCGUCGCCGCUGCUGCCGCUGCUGUUGCUCCUGAGGCUGCUGGCUGAGGCCGGAGGAUCGAGCGGCGGCGGCGGCGGCGGCUGAGAGGGCGGCGGCGGGAGCGGAGCGAGACGAGGGAACGGGAGGAAGCGAGCGAGGAGCGCGCAGAGCGCGCUUUUCCGUCCGCCUGAGGAGCCGAAGCAGCCCCGGCCCCGCAGCCGCCGCCUGCCCGCCGGACAAAGCCGAGAGCCCGCGCCCACAGCCAUGUCCUCGUCAGCCGGCAGCGGCCACCAGCCCAGCCAGAGCCGCGCCAUCCCCACCCGCACCGUGGCCAUCAGCGACGCCGCGCAGCUACCUCAUGACUAUUGCACCACGCCCGGGGGGACGCUCUUCUCCACCACACCGGGAGGAACUCGAAUCAUUUAUGACAGAAAGUUUCUGUUGGAUCGUCGCAAUUCUCCCAUGGCUCAGACCCCACCCUGCCAUCUGCCCAAUAUCCCAGGAGUCACUAGCCCUGGCACCUUAAUUGAAGACUCCAAAGUAGAAGUAAACAAUUUGAACAACUUGAACAAUCACGACAGGAAACAUGCAGUUGGGGAUGAUGCUCAGUUCGAGAUGGACAUCUGACUCUCCUGCAAGGAUUAGAAGAAAAGCAGCAACACUGAUACUUGUGUGCACCUGAUUUGGCCAAUAGGAUCAACAGUGAAAAGACAGAAGAGGCAAUACCAGCAGUCCCCAUUACAGUCUCCACCUCCCCAUCUUCCUCUGGGUGCCAAAUGAUGGGAAGAUGAGCUUCAUCUGACCAUUUCUUCUCCCUGUCUCCUGUUCCCCUUCCCAGUUAAACAGGUUAGAUUGAAGGCCCUUGCUGUAUUUCUGUAGAGCUAAGCAGCCCUUAGAGGAAAACAGUUCAGCUCUGACUUUCCUAGUUGUUUUUUUAUUGAGAGCCACCCUCAUACCCUGUAAUUUUGUCCCAAAUCAAACAUCAACCUACCAACAACUGCCUGGCUGGGAAGUCUGGGGAAGGGAUACAGAGCUUGGUGGGCCUAACACCAUUCAUAUUCCUUACCCUCUGUCUCUCCUCCCUGUAUCCCACCUAUGGUUCAGUGUUGCAAGAGUCUGGGCUUGGGGUCUUUAAAACCAGCAGGGGGAAAUGAUAAAAAGAGAGCUGCUUUCCCUUUUACCUUGAGGUAUUCGUCCCUCGGGGCAGAGCACAGCUUGUGCAACUCUGGUAGCAUUACCCUGUGACACUGUUUUGAGGUCCACUUCCUUUCUUUCCUCUGGGAGGAAUGUCUUCUGUCUUUGGUAUUAUAGUUCAUCUUCCCAUUCUUUUACUUAGUGCAUUUGUGCAGAUAUUUUUAACUCUGUACAUCAGAAGAGAGCCCUUGGUAACCAGUUUUGCUCUUCUUCUGCCACUCCUCCCUGCUUGCAUCUCGUUGCUGGCAGAGUCCUCUUGUACUUCAAGAAAGCAAAGUGAUUUUGUCUGCUCCUAGAGCAGGUCCAUACCAAGUAAUAGAGGCACUUUAGCUUCCACUUGGUGGGUAAGGCCUGAUCAUAGUAUUCUGUCAGAUAAUGCCUAAGAAUGACCGCUGAAGAACGUUGACCCAUUUGAGUACCCGGUCUCAGUCGUCAUUUUUAAGUCCAGUGAGCAUUGUGGUAGUUGUUCUUAGAUUGCAGUUUCUUAUGUUUUGAGUUUGAAGUUGAUUUUCAGAAUGUUCUUAGAAAAGAACUGCAUUUUUUUCCUUUGUGGAUCUGCUUUGUUUGGCUGCUGGGAUAGAUAAGCAUGGGCUUAAAAAAUGUGUUCCUCCCAGUUUUCUUGCCUUUCCUGUUGUACUCUGAAUUUCUCUCCCUACCUCCCUUACUUUCUUCCUCUCUCCUUCCUUUCCUUCCUUUUUCUCUACCAGGCCAUUUUUCAAAUUUACAUCAAAGAUACCUGAAGUGUUGGUAUCUGAGAAUAUCUGUCACUCCUCUUAUCUGAGAAGUGACCUUUUAUUUUUAAGAUGACUACAGACCUAUUUUUAGAUAUGUUUUCAGUACAAUUUUGAACAGCAACUUUUUAAUUAAACAUCUUCCAGUGUUAGGAAGUUGAGAAACGUUCAUAGGCGAGUCUGCUGUUCUAUGUCACCAUCUUUUGUCUCCCCUAGUCCCCCAGGAGCUCUUUCCUUUCCCCUCUAGUUUUGGGUGUGCAUGUUUGGAGUUUGUAGUGGGUGGUUUGUAAAACUGGACCAUUCUGCCUUGCUAUGGGUUGUUCAAGAAAGCCUCAUUCUUUUCUGUGACCCUUUCGCUUUUGUAUUCACCCUCCUUCCCACCUACCUGUCCUGGGGCUGUUGAGCAGCAUAAUAAUCCCGGGAGAAUGAUUCCCCUCAUAGAAAGACAAAAGCAUCCAUCCCCUCAUAGUUAAGUAGCCACUGGUGUCCUGGGAAUUUCUGGUUGGAUUUGGUGCCCUGAACUUUUUUAUUAAGAAAUCAGAUCCCAGGGUGAGAGUAACAGGCCAUUUGGCCAAGAAAGAAACCUGUUUGUUUUUCUUUUGAACUAUGAAAAGACCCUGUUUGUGAAUAUAUUUUAGAAAGAGAGGAAGGAUGUCUGCAGAACUUUGUUCUGUUUUCUGCCACAAAAAUGUGAAUAGUUCAGAGUGAAAACCUUUUGUGACGGUUGAUGUCUCAGGAAUAAGCUGGAUCUCCAAUGUUUUGGGGAUGCUUUGAGUCUCAAAAAAAAUUGAUAAUCAGAAAAGUAAUUUUUGUUUGUUUGUUUAAUGUAUCCCUGUUCUGUUUUUAAUUAAACUCCAAGUCUCAUUUUA
Messenger RNA from Pan troglodytes (chimpanzee), 2879 nucleotides. It is a transcript of the gene EIF4EBP2, whose product is annotated as eukaryotic translation initiation factor 4E binding protein 2. Gene Ontology annotation, molecular function: eukaryotic initiation factor 4E binding. The record is from RefSeq and is a predicted model, not a curated record. NCBI's taxonomy places the organism in Eukaryota, Metazoa, Chordata, Mammalia, Primates, Hominidae. Gene Ontology annotation, biological process: negative regulation of translational initiation. The transcript has 3 exons. The coding region runs from base 350 to 712 and encodes 120 amino acids. Gene Ontology annotation, cellular component: cytoplasm.